AUGGCUGCCUUGAACUGCGCAGCAGCUCUUCUGCUAGGCAUCAACUAUCCUGAAUGUAUCAAGCUGCAGCAACUGCCAGCAAGCUUACUCUUCACUAAAGUAAAACUGGAAUGGAUACAUAAAGGACCUGAAGAGGCUCUGGUGACAUGCAGACAUAUGUUGCAGAUGUGGCAGAUGGUAUAUAAUGUUUUACAGCACAGUGGCUCUGAGAAAGGAAGUAGUGUGACUGAAACACCAGUGAUCAAAAAGCAUAAUGGACUGCAUCUCACGCUCCCGGAUGCUCAUGAUACUGAUUCUGGAUCACAGCGAGCCUCUUCCCUUGCUGCAUCAAGACUGGAACAGGCCAUGUCUGAAAUAACUAUGCAGAGCAGUGCAAUGAAGCAAGGACCUGUGCAGCUGUGGACAGCUCUGGAACAAAUUUGGCUACAAGCUGCUGAACUCUUCAUGGAACAACAGCAUCUCAAAGAAGCAGGCUUUUGUAUCCAGGAGGCAGCUGGUCUUUUCCCCACAUCUCAUGCUGUACUGUACAUGCGUGGGAGGCUUGCAGAGAUGAAAGGCAAUUUGGAGGAGGCUAGGCAAUUGUAUGAUGAAGCACUCACAGUGAAUCCAGCUGGAGUGGAAAUUAUGCACAGCCUGGGCCUGGUGCUGAGCAGGCUUGGGCGGAGGGACCUGGCCCAGAAAGUCCUCCGAGAUGCCAUCCGUAUCCAGACCACCAGUCACAGGGCCUGGAACAGCCUUGGAGAGGUCUUGCAAGCUCAGGGGAAAAACGAAGCAGCCAUCGAAUGUUUCCUCACAGCUCUGGACCUCGAAUCCAGCAGUCCUGUCAUCCCAUUCACUGUCAUACCCAGGGAGCUCUGA
This is a messenger RNA of Pterocles gutturalis (yellow-throated sandgrouse), 858 nucleotides long. Its product is annotated as tetratricopeptide repeat protein 7A-like. The record is from RefSeq and is a predicted model, not a curated record. Gene Ontology annotation, molecular function: protein binding. Gene Ontology annotation, biological process: phosphatidylinositol phosphate biosynthetic process; protein localization to plasma membrane. Lineage: Eukaryota; Metazoa; Chordata; Aves; Pterocliformes; Pteroclidae. Bases 1 to 858 code for a protein of 285 amino acids. Gene Ontology annotation, cellular component: plasma membrane. The transcript has 6 exons.